Messenger RNA from Hydra vulgaris (swiftwater hydra), 1843 nucleotides. RefSeq names its product potassium voltage-gated channel subfamily A member 7. Gene Ontology annotation, cellular component: membrane; voltage-gated potassium channel complex. Gene Ontology annotation, biological process: potassium ion transmembrane transport; protein homooligomerization. Gene Ontology annotation, molecular function: delayed rectifier potassium channel activity. NCBI's taxonomy places the organism in Eukaryota, Metazoa, Cnidaria, Hydrozoa, Anthoathecata, Hydridae. The record is from RefSeq and is a predicted model, not a curated record.
AAUUUGUUUAAUUACUACGUGUUGGUUACUAUUUUCAAUAUUUAUUUUUUAAUUUUAGUUUAUAGUAAAAAAAAAUCAUAAAAUGAAUAAUGAGUAUAUCUCCAUCUUCUAAUUACAUAUGGCUUAGUCUUAUGAGAUGAUAUAUGCACGUAUGGAGUUAUGAGGUAGCAUGUAUAGUAUUUUUUCAAAUAUUAUUAAUAACUAAAAAUAAAAUAAGCAAAAAAAGAAAAGAAAAGAAAUACAAAUUGAUUUAUCAAAAAAAUUUAACCAAAUGACUAACUUAAACAUGUUUUAUGAGGGAAAAUCCAGAAAUAAUAAUUUAGAUCCUAUUAUCGAAAUGCUGGAAAAUGAACAUACGGCAAACGAAGUUAAAGAAAUUAUAGAUAUUAAUGUUGCUGGACAACUAUUUCAGACGUACCGAACUACACUUGAACGAUAUCCGGAUACUUUACUUGGAGAUCCAAAAAAGCGACAACAUUUUAAAAAUCCAAAAACAAAAGAACUAUUUUUUGACAGACAUAGAGAAUCGUUUCAAUGUAUUUUGUAUUAUUAUCAAUCGGGGGGAGUAAUGGAAAAAUCACCUGGCAUACCUAUUGAUAUUUUUGUGAACGAACUAAUUUUCUACGAGUUAGACAGUAAAUUAAUAGAAAAAAUGCAGCUUGAUAAUGGUUUAAAAGAAAUAGAUACGAAAGAAAAUUUACCAUUAUUUAAACCGUUUCGCAUUUUAUGGGAAUUUUUUGAAUACCCAGAGUCAAGUAAGGCGGCAAAAAUGUUCGCAAUAGCUUCGCUAUUUGUAAUUGUUUAUUCAUUAAUUCUAUUUGUAAUAGAAACUCUACCAAGUUUCCAGCCACAAGUAGUUAUUAUAUCUGAUAAUUCAACGAUGACGAUACCAAGUGUCAAUGCAGUAUGGACAAAAUAUUCUAAUACGGCAGUAAUUGUCUGGUUUACAAUUGAAUUUUUAAUCCGGUUGAUUUCUUGUCCUAACAAACUAAUGUUUUUUCUAAAUGGUGGUAACAUCAUUGAUUUCUUAUCAAUAUUACCAUUCUACUUGAGUUUGAUUAUUUCUUCAAACAGAACGGAAACUUCGAUACUUCGUGUAAUGCGAGUGUUUCGCGUUUUUAAACUAGCCCGGCAUUCCCGAGGGCUUCAAAUACUCGGCAACACGCUUAAAGCUUCUUUUAAUGAACUAAUGAUGCUUGUUUUUUUCUUGUUUGUAAUGAUAUUGUUUUUUGGAAGCCUUAUAUAUUAUGCAGAAAAAGAUGUUUCUGGCACAACAUUUACGUCGAUACCAGACUCCUUUUGGUGGUGUAUUGUCACAAUGGCUACCGUAGGGUAUGGGGAUAUGGUGCCAAUAACUUUUUGGGGUAAAUUGAUAGGCUCGGUGACAAUUAUUUUUGGAUUGCUUUUGGUUGCUUUGCCAGUCCCUAUAAUUGUUUCCAAUUUCGAGUUUUAUUAUAAAAAAGAUCAAAACAGAAAAAAAGUAGAAAAAGAAAAAAUUGUAAAAGAAAAGGAGAAAAAUCGCUACUUUAAGACUUAUUAUCGCUUUCUUCUAAACAGAGACUUUACUAAAAAUAUAAAAAAAGCUCACAUCAGAAGAUAUUCAAUGUCUCAAAACCCUGAUGGUUUAUCAACUAAACUUGACGAGUCCCCAAAUUUAAAUGAGAAUUGUCUCUCAAGAAACAACAUAUCCUAUGCUGAAGAAAAAUAAAAUUUAUUUGUCGUAGAUAAUUGCUCUUUAUAAUUUAUGCGGAUGAAACUAUUUUUAUAUUAGAAAUUAAAUAUCGUUAUUUGACUUAUAAAUAUAAAAAUGAUUUAGUUAAACAUAUAACAAUUUUCACCGUAA